Molecule: messenger RNA, 2695 nt
Organism: Anguilla anguilla (European eel)
Lineage: Eukaryota; Metazoa; Chordata; Actinopteri; Anguilliformes; Anguillidae
Gene: rnf128a
Product: ring finger protein 128a
Exons: 7
Coding region: 170-1375 (401 amino acids)
Cellular component (GO): cytoplasm; nucleoplasm
Source: RefSeq, a predicted model, not a curated record
AGGGGAGGCAGCUUUAUCCAACUAGCUCAGCUAGUUCACCUGUCAACCUCGUCCAACGAAGCCUUCGUGGAGUUCUGACUUGCUUCCUAGUCUUGUUUUAAAAACCACAUUUUCGUAUGGUAACUUGCAUCCGAAAAGCACUUAACUAAGAACACAACAAAUAAGAAAUAUGGGUCCUCAUACGAAACGGUAUUUGCUUUCGUGGUUGUUUGUUGCUUAUAUAAUUCAGGUUUCGAGUUUACACUUCGCGCAAGCGACUUACUUAUAUACUGCAUAUUUGAAUGUCUCGUUUUUUGAUUCUGAAAACAACGAAACGUUCUGGCGACAAGAGGAAAGUGGACUUUACGGGCAAGACUCUCCGAGAGAGCCUGUGACUGGGGAAGUGCUUUUACCGGAGCCGAUCCACAGCUGUGAUUUGGAGACUUUAUAUGAUGUACCAGGCGAUGCUAAGAGUUGGAUCGCCCUGAUUCAGCGUGGAUAUGGAUGUACUUUUACAGAAAAGAUCAAUAUUGCGGCCAGUAAAGGAGCAACAGCUGUCGUAAUCUAUAACGAGCCAGGCACAGAAAAUAGGGUGAUCCAGAUGUCUCAUCCAGGCACCGGGAACACUGUGGCCAUCAUGAUCGGACACACGCGGGGCAUGGAGAUUGUCAGCCUGAUCAAAAGGGGCAUCUCUGUCACCAUGAGCAUCGAGGUGGGCAAGCAGCACGGACCCUGGAUGAGCCAGUACUCUGUCUUCUUUGUCUCCAUCUCCUUCUUCGUGGUGACCGCUGCCACCGUCGGCUACUUUAUCUUCUACUCGGCCCGCCGCCUGAACAGCGUCCGGCAACAGAGCCGUAAGCAGAAACAGCUGAAAGCAGAGGCAAAAAAAGCCAUUGGCCAGCUGCAGAUUCGGACCUUGAAGCAGGGAGAUCAGGAAACGGGACCAGAUGCUGACACCUGUGCUGUGUGCAUUGAGGCCUACAAGCCUGGUGACGUGCUCUCCAUACUCACCUGCAAUCAUUUCUUCCACAAGACAUGCAUCGAACCAUGGUUACUGGAGCACAGGACCUGUCCUAUGUGUAAAUGUGACAUCCUGAAGGCCCUAGGGAUUGAGCCCGAGGAGGACCAUCAUCAGGGCUCCAUCCCACCUGACUUCAGAUCGUACCCCUACAACCCUGAGGACACACACAGCGAGACUGCCUCUUCAGGCUAUGCUUCUGUGCAGGGCAUGGAGGAGCACCCCAUCCCCACAGAAGGCACCACUGUUUUUGAGACUGUACGUGAGCUUGCCGGCCCGGAUCCGGAACCAGGAGCAGUCCGAAUGGAUAGCCAGCCCCACUACGACAACCUGGCUUUCGAGGGAGACGCUCGGGCCAACCAAAAUCCCAGGACGUAAACAGUCUCUGCACUCCAACACUAAAGCUGGAACCAGACUUCUUGCCGGACUUGUGCCACAAUAGACUUAGACUGAAAUUGGUUUUGUGGUUGUCAAAGAGAGAGAUGUCACAGAGAUAUAUCUGGCAAACAAUGCACAACCAGCACAGAAAAUGUGGGAUCACUGCUAGAAAAGUAUGUUUCUGUCUAUGCAUAUUGUCUAAAUGUAAAGAUUGGAUAGGGCACCACUUUGUUGUCUUUAGCCAUCUAUAAUGAAAAUGGUACUACAGAAUCUUCUGUCCUGCAUUGUACAGUUCCAUGCUGUUUGGUUUAAAUUACAUCGUAGUGUGUUCUUUAAUCUUCUGAUUGCAAGUGUAUGUAUGUCUAAUGAUAAGUUAAUCAGACGUAGGGUUAUAAAUUGUACUUUUAAAAAGUUAUUACCUCUAGGUUUUGAAGCAGGCAAUCUGGAUAGACAUGCCCGUAACAGUCUCAUUGUUGAUCUACUGAUAUAGUUCAAGUCACUCGAAAGAUGAAAUUUUAUUUUGAAGGCCUCAAAAUGUGAAGUACAUUUUAAAUAGGUUCAGCGAAAGUGGCUUUCUAAUUCAGUUUGUACCCUUAAGUUGAUUUACAUGCUGAAAUUAAGCUGUCAUUUAAACACUUUAAUUACAUAUUCAGUUAUCUUGUACUUAAAGCCUGGUUUUAGCUUGCUUUUCAAAAUCAUCUUUAACUUUAAUGGAAAAGGAAUGAAUAGUAUGGCCCUAAUAUAUGAAAAAUUCAUUUAGAAUUGACACGGAUGGCAAAAAUUCUUUAUCUCACAGGCACUGAAAAUGCAACAACUGAGGUUACCUCCACCUACUGGACACUUUUGUCUAUUGUUCCUUACAUAAGCUUAUCACUUUUCAACCCUUUCAUAUUGCCUGACAUUAUGCAUAAUGGGAAUUGUAACAGCAUUGUGUUACAAAAUGUUCAUUUACUGAUAUUCGUUUUGUAUUAGUUCAUUUACUUUUUGGAAAUUAUUUUGUUCGCAUUUCGCAGUGACACACACACACAAACAUACAUUAUAAUUAUUAUUUUUUUACCCACUUUGAAGAUGUGUGCCUUAAAAUGCUUUAGCUAUUGUUGAUUUUUCAUAUAAUGUUAUUUUGUUUGUAACUUUACUAGAUGUUUUUAAAACUAUGGAGGUGGAGCUCUCCAAAGUAUUUUAAUUGAAUAAGGGACAUAGUAUUUGUUCAAUUUUUUGUUUCUUAACUGGCUGCAUUUGAGACUUUAUAAGUGUAUAUAUGAUUAAAGUUUAUAUUAAAAUUUAAAUGAAUUGUAAAUAAAAUUUGUUUUAUUAAACCAA